GUUCAAGUGAAAAGGCAUUCAAAUCUCGACGGUGCCACCGGAGAGAUCAAAGCCUACAAACCCAGAAUCUUUUACUAGAGCCAAAGUUCUUAAACAGUGAGAGCAAAAAGAAAAAAGAGAGGUGCGUGCGGCGGCGAUGAUGUCCGGAGGCGGUGCUGGCGGAGUGGAGUGGCACGUUAGGCCACCGAAUCCAAAAAAUCCAAUCGUAUUUUUCGAUAUAACCAUAGGUUCUAUCCCCGCCGGUCGUAUCAAAAUGGAACUCUUCGCUGAUAUUGCCCCUAAAACCGCCGAAAAUUUCCGGCAGCUAUGCACUGGCGAAUACAGGAAAGCUGGGUUGCCUGUUGGUUAUAAGGGUUGCCAAUUUCAUAGGGUUAUUAAAGAUUUUAUGAUUCAAGCUGGAGAUUUCCUCAAGGGUGAUGGCAGUGGAUGUACUUCCAUUUAUGGGCUCAAAUUUGACGAUGAAAAUUUCAUUGCCAAACACACUGGUCCUGGUUUGCUAUCAAUGGCAAACAGUGGACCGAACACCAAUGGUUGUCAGUUUUUUAUCACAUGUGCAAAAUGCGAGUGGCUUGAUAAUAAGCAUGUUGUAUUUGGGAGGGUGCUCGGAGAUAGUCUUCUUGUUGUUCGGAAGAUUGAGAAUGUGGCUACAGGACCGAACAAUAGGCCAAAACUACCAUGCAUUAUAGCCGAGUGCGGGGAAAUGUAAACGUGUUCUGAAGACUAACCACAAAUGUUUUAAAAACCAUUUUAGAGUUAAUUUCCUCUAGAUAUGUUGACUUUUUAUACUGGGGUUCUUUUCCCCCUUUGGCUCGAAAUAUUUGAUUACCAAUAUAUUGCUGGCAUUGGAGGUUUGAUGAAUGUUCGUAUAAUAAUGUUAAAUGCUUGAUUUGAAUGAGAUUUUAAGUAGGCAGUGGACAUGAUUGGAUUA
This is a messenger RNA of Gossypium raimondii (Peruvian cotton), 928 nucleotides long. RefSeq names its product peptidyl-prolyl cis-trans isomerase CYP22. Gene Ontology annotation, cellular component: intracellular membrane-bounded organelle. Lineage: Eukaryota; Viridiplantae; Streptophyta; Magnoliopsida; Malvales; Malvaceae. The record is from RefSeq and is a predicted model, not a curated record. Gene Ontology annotation, molecular function: peptidyl-prolyl cis-trans isomerase activity. Gene Ontology annotation, biological process: protein peptidyl-prolyl isomerization; protein folding. The transcript is spliced from 7 exons. Bases 137 to 706 code for a protein of 189 amino acids.